AUGGACAGUCCCGAGGCACCCUUUAAAAUGAUGGAUAGUCCUGAGACACCCUUUAAAAUGAUGGACAGUCCCGGGGCACCCUUUAAAAUGAUGGACAGUUUUGAGACACCCUUUAAAAUGAUGGAUACCAGUCUUGAGGCACCCUUUAAAAUGAUGGAUAGUCCCGAGACACCCUUUAAAAUGAUGGACAGUCCCGAGGCACCAUUUAAAAUUAUGGACAGUCUUGAGGCACCCUUUAAAAUUAUGGACAGUCUUGAGACACCCUUUAAAAUUAUGGAUAGUCUUGAGGCACUCUUUAAAAUU
Molecule: messenger RNA, 303 nt
Organism: Staurois parvus
Lineage: Eukaryota; Metazoa; Chordata; Amphibia; Anura; Ranidae
Source: the annotation of a GenBank genome assembly